Messenger RNA from Suillus paluster, 1638 nucleotides. Its product is annotated as major facilitator superfamily domain-containing protein. The transcript has 15 exons. NCBI's taxonomy places the organism in Eukaryota, Fungi, Basidiomycota, Agaricomycetes, Boletales, Suillaceae. Gene Ontology annotation, biological process: transmembrane transport. Bases 1 to 1638 code for a protein of 545 amino acids. The record is from RefSeq and is a predicted model, not a curated record. Gene Ontology annotation, molecular function: transmembrane transporter activity.
AUGACUCACCACGAAGGAGGCCCAGCCUUUCCCGUACUAGCGACUAAAUGCAAGCAUCAAGUCGCAAAACCUACCAAUCCGCCCAUCGCAGCGCCAGUAUCACUUGCGCCCAGUGAAGUAGAUGUGGGUUCCGCGUCCCAGAACGAGGAAAGGUACGAAGAGAGUUUGAAAACCAUAUUCCAUGGAUCGACUGUGGUAGAAAACGGAUCCUUCUAUGUUGAUUUUGAAGACGGAGAUGGGCGGAAUCCAGUCAACUUUUCUCCUGCGAGGAAGUGGGCAAUUACGAUAACUGCUUGUGCCUUUACGGGCAUUGUAGCUGCUGCUUCGUCUUCGUAUACCAUGGGAUAUUCGUCAAUGAUCAGAGACCUCGAUUGUACAUCAUUCCAAGCAUCUGUGGGACUGGGCACGUACGCUUUAGGAUUUGCAGUUGCGCCCCUGGUCACUUCGUCGUUCAGCGAGGAAUUCGGCCGCUUUCGUUUUUACAUCGUCUCGUCUUUCAUGUUUAUGCUGACAGAAGUUAUGGUGGCUUUGGCACCAAACAUACAAACCGUCAUUGUAGCUCGUUUUCUCGGAGGAUGCUUUGGCUCGACGGGCGCAACACUCGUGGCUGGGACUAUUGCAGACAUAUGGCUGCCUCAUCAACGGGGUUUUCCUAUGUCCCUCUAUGCCUUGGCGGUUGUUGCAUCUUCUGGUUUCGGCCCAAUGGUUGCGGGAUGGAUUGAAGCCAAUCCAUCCCUGGAAUGGCGGUGGAUACAAUGGAUCCAUGCUAUCGUCAGCGGCGUGUAUUCUAUCUCCGUGCUUGUUUUCGUGAGAGAGACUCGCUCGACCGUCAUCCUGACUCGUCUGGCCCAUCAAGUGCGAAAGGACACCGGAGACAGCCGAUAUCGUGCAAGAUCAGAAGAAAACAAGUCCAGUCUUAUGUCCAUGAUUGCGAUUUCAUGCACUCGCCCACUAUGUCUCUUAUUUACCGAGCCCACAGUUCAGAGCUUUAGUCUCUGGAUUGGAUUUGUAUGGGGCGUUCUCUUCUUUUUAAUCGACUCAGUAUCGGGCGAAUUUCAAAACAUCUACGGGUUUAGUGUCGGAGAAACAGGGAGCGUUUUCGCCACCAUAUCCAUCGGAAGUCUUCUAGGUUGCUUGGUUAACGUAUACCAAGAAAGGCUAUAUAAAAAAUAUGUCCACCGGAAAGGCCAGGAAGCCCGUCUUUACAUGGCCUGCAUAGCAUCCAUAACCCUUCCCACCGGGAUGCUCAUCUUUGCGUGGACCGCUCGAGAAGACAUCCCGUGGAUAGUUCCUCUGAUCGGCCUUACGCUUUUCAUGGCCUCCGCUUUCGUCAUAUAUCAAGUCGUAUUCGUGUACUUGGCAGAUUGCUACGGGCCCUAUGCAUCCUCAGCACUGGCAGGUCAGAGCUUGUGUCGAAACAUACUAGCCACCGUCUUCCCGCUCUUCACGACCCGAAUGUUCGAGCUCCUGACUUACAAAUGGGCAAAUACUCUCUUUGCGCUAAUAGCGGCCCUCAUGAUCCCUAUACCAUAUAUUCUGUUCUUUUAUGGUUCGAGAAUACGACGGUGCAGCCGUGUCUCCCAGAAGAUCCUAGCGAUCGAGGAGGAACAAAAGAAAAUAGAGUUGGAAAAGUCGUAA